Molecule: messenger RNA, 734 nt
Organism: Vitis riparia (riverbank grape)
Lineage: Eukaryota; Viridiplantae; Streptophyta; Magnoliopsida; Vitales; Vitaceae
Exons: 1
Coding region: 1-684 (227 amino acids)
Source: RefSeq, a predicted model, not a curated record
AUGGCGCCUAAGCAUAUGUUCCUCCUCUCUUGUCUUGUAAUUCUAGCAGCCCUGCAUGGAAUCCAUGCAGUUGAAUUCGAAGUCAUCAACAACGCAGAAAGCAGCGCUGGUGGCAUCCGCUUCACAAAUGAAAUUGGUACCGAACGCAGCAUGUUGGCGCUAAGCGUCUCCACCUAUUUCAUAUGGGAUCUCUUCCAGCAGAACACCGAACAAGACAGAAAGGACGUGCAGAAAGUGACGUUGAUAAUUGAUAAUAUGGACGGAGUUGCCUAUACUGCCAACGACGAGAUUCACUUUAAUGCCAACUAUAUCGGAAACUACGCCGGCGACCUGACGAUGGAAUUCACUGGGAUCAUUUACCAUGAGAUGACACACAUUUGGCAGUGGAAUGGUGAUGGACAGGCGCCAAGAGGACUAACAGAGGGAAUUGCAGAUUUUGUAAGGUUAUCGGCUGAUUUUGCCCCCAGCCACUGGGUGCAACCCGGCGAGGGUGAGAGAUGGGACCAGGGUUACGAUGUGACUGCUCGGUUUUUGGACUACUGCAACUGUCUUAGCAGUGGUUUUGUUGCAGAACUCAACAAGAAGAUGGGAAGUGACUACAGUGAAGACUUCUUUGUUGAGCUACUUGGGAAGACAGUUGAUGAGCUCUGGAGUGACUAUAAGGAUAUGUAUGGAAAAAACUAGCCAUUUUGUAUGAAUAUGUUUUUGGGAUUAUUGCUUGAAGUUGUUCUUUG